Gymnogyps californianus (California condor) is the source of this 2471-nucleotide messenger RNA. RefSeq names its product NAD(P) dependent steroid dehydrogenase-like (gene NSDHL). The transcript is spliced from 7 exons. The record is from RefSeq and is a predicted model, not a curated record. Gene Ontology annotation, biological process: steroid biosynthetic process. Bases 23 to 1063 code for a protein of 346 amino acids. Lineage: Eukaryota; Metazoa; Chordata; Aves; Accipitriformes; Cathartidae. Gene Ontology annotation, molecular function: 3-beta-hydroxy-Delta5-steroid dehydrogenase (NAD+) activity.
UUGAUAGUGAAUCAUCCGAGAAAUGGCGACACGCCUCAGAUCGGCUGGUAAGAAAUGUACGGUGAUCGGCGGGUCAGGAUUCUUAGGCCAGCACAUGGUGGAGCAGCUCCUGGUAAAGGGUUACGCGGUCAACGUGUUCGAUAUUCAGAAGAGAUUUGACAAUGACAGAGUGCAGUUCUUCCUGGGAGACCUUUGCGACAAAGAGGCUUUGCUCCCAGCUUUACAAGGUGUGUCAGUGGCAUUUCAUUGUGCAUCACCAGCACCUUCAAGUGACAACAGGGAACUGUUUUAUAAGGUGAAUUUUAUGGGAACCAAAGCAGUCAUUGAAGCCUGCAAAGAAGCUGGAGUGCAGAAACUGGUGUUAACUAGCAGUGCCAGUGUAGUUUUUGAGGGCACAGACAUAAAAAAUGGAUCAGAAGACCUCCCUUAUGCAAAAAAACCUAUUGACUAUUACACAGAGACGAAGAUCCUACAGGAGAAGGAAGUGCUCAGUGCGAAUGACCCAGGCAACAAUUUCUUCACUACUGCUGUUCGUCCCCAUGGAAUAUUUGGUCCUAGAGACCCUCAGCUGGUUCCCAUCCUCAUCCAAGCCGCUAAGAGUGGCAAAAUGAAGUUCAUAAUAGGGGAUGGAAAGAACUUGGUAGAUUUCACCUAUGUGGAAAACGUGGUCCAUGGACACAUCCUAGCUGCAGAAAAUCUUCAGAAAGACUCUCCCCUGUGUGGGAAGGCAUUUCAUAUCACAAAUGAUGAACCAGUUCCUUUCUGGGCUUUCAUGUCCCGUAUCUUGACUGGCUUGAACUACGAUCCUCCCAAGUACCAUAUUCCCUAUUGGCUGGCAUAUUACCUGGCCCUGUUCCUGUCUCUAGUGCUGUGGCUGCUAAGUCCACUGGUCACCAUCAAGCCCACUUUUACCCCUAUGCGGGUAGCAUUAGCUGGAACGUUUCACUACUAUAGCUGUGAACGGGCCAAAAGAGACAUGGGCUACAAACCAGUGGUGAGCUUGGAUGAAGCAAUAGACAGGACGCUGCAGAGCUACCCCCACCUACGCCGGGCUAAGGCCUGAGAAGUCCUAGAUGGAUUUUUUUCUACUUGAUUUUUGUAAUUGCUUUGACAUCUUAACAUGAACACUGAAGCAAGUUUCACUCAUUCUCUGGAACAGGGAGUUUUCCUGAAGUCCCUCCUCCUCCUCACCAUUAUCAAGAAGGCUUUAUCUGGGUUGAAAAAAACUCAUGUAGGAGCUGUUCUAACAGUUCUCUUCUUUGAUGUGACUUCUUGUUUCAAAACAGCUGCUGAACCCUAUGGACUAUGAAUAAACACCCUGCUGUGCCCUCUUCAAUCCCAACCCAGCACAUCAGCAUUCCUUCGUCUUCUCUCUCCACCCUUGUCCUCUGUUUUGUUGCUCUGGUGAUAACAGCCGCCUCUUCUCAUAGGUGCAGACUGGUUAAUGAAAUACUUCUCACGACUGGUUCCUCUCUGUGGUUUGGCUUUUUUCUAUACAAGAGCGAUGAAAGAGAGGCACAUGCCAAAAAGGAGUUCUGCCGCCAUCUCUUAAAUCAUUGAAGCUAACUUUGUCCCUCCAUGAUUGGUGGGUGAUUUGGCUUCUUACUGAGGCAUCAGAAGGAAACCUGAGAAAAGGCAUGCUAGGCCUCUCUUUGUAAGAAAACAUGUGCCUUUGUUUCUGCAGGAGCCUAUUUCUAUUCAAAAAUAACCCAAAUAAAUCAAGAAGAGAUGACUUCCUAAUUUUGUGUUCUAUCUUUGAAAGGACAGAUCCCAUUCUGAACAUCUCAGCAUAAACAGGAUUUUAGUCGUUCCCUUUGUGGGGGAAGAAGUCUUUGCUGUGGCUGUUGUCAGUCAGCACAUACUAUUUUACCAUAGCUCACUUACUUCCCAUAAGAACUACAUUGGCUGGAAGAUCCUACUGCACAAAGCUCUCAUCUUGUCUGACGUUAUUGCUGGUAAUGGUGAUUUUUGUUGCUUUGACCACUUAGUACGUGAAAAAAACUUUUCCACAAGAAAAUGGUUAUCAUAAUACUAUGUUCACCAAGCUGUUUAGUUUGACAUUUAUAUUAAGUGUACUUUACCCUAUAAUCUUUCUAAGUGCUUCAGUUCUGUUUUGUUUUUAAAUGAAGAGUUUAGGUUAGAGUUGGAACUUCCCUCUGUGCCAGUUCCUGGCUCCCCAGGAGUUUUGAUGUUUCAAGUUUCAGAAGUAUGGGAAGUGCCUCACUCAGUGAGCCUUAACCUCAUCUGGGAGCUCAAUAUGCUGCUAGAAUCCUAUAGAAAUUAGUUUUAUUUUAACUUCUGGUUGUUUUCUGGAGAGCUUUAUGUUGGGCUUUUUUUUUUUCUGGAAAUUUUUAUUUGCUGCUUUAACAGCUAGCUAGUUUUACCAACCUUUGCCUUGGUUGAUCUUGAAGUAAAUACUAGCCAGUUGCUUGGGCCAGUUCACACAGUUCUGGUUUGCACUGGUCAGCGAC